AUGGUUUUUACUAUUAUAGUACAUCUAGCUGUGAAGAGUGAGCACGUGGAUAAAGUCAAGGCAAAAUUAAUAGAAGCAAGUCGUGUAUAUGCCAAGGAUAAAGGAACCAUCGACUGGUUCGUUAGCCAAGAUGCAGCAGAUCCAACCAAAUUUGCUAUUGUCGAGCGAUAUGAACAACAGAGUGAUGUGCAAACUCACGUCAGCAAUCCGUAUUAUAAAGAGUUCGGUGCAUACGUGAAACCACUUUUAACGAAACCUAUUGAACUUCACAGCUUGGCAGAAAUGGAUACAUCGAAAGAUGUCGAGGUUCCUCCACAAACAUGGUCGGAUGAAACAGACCAAUAG
Messenger RNA from Adineta steineri, 345 nucleotides. The record is from the annotation of a GenBank genome assembly. NCBI's taxonomy places the organism in Eukaryota, Metazoa, Rotifera, Eurotatoria, Adinetida, Adinetidae.